UGAGAGGAAUAUAACAGGUUGUUAGGAAGAAUGCAUGAGGAAAACCAGAACCAUGAAUGAGCUUGGUGUUAUCCUUUCUGUUCUCUCAGUCUUAUUCCUCCAUGUUAGAGCACAGACUGUUGCACCUUCAGGAGAUGCUGUGUCCAAUUUCCAACCAAGUCUUGCUGUUGUCAUAGGAAUCCUUGGUGUCAUGUUUCUAUUGACAUUCUUUCUUCUCAUGUAUGCAAAAUUCUGUCAACACCGCGGAGCUUCAGCUUCUCUUGGAGACCAAGAAAAUCUACCAACUUUUGUGAGAUCAAGGUCUAGAUUUUCAGGAAUUGACAAGACUGUCAUUGAAUCACUCCCCUUCUUUAGAUUCUCUUCACUCAAAGGGUCAAAGGAAGGGCUGGAGUGUGCAGUGUGCUUAUCAAAGUUUGAAGAUGUCGAAGUUCUCAGACUUCUACCAAAGUGCAAGCAUGCUUUUCAUAUUGAUUGCAUAGACCACUGGCUUGAAAGGCACUCUAGCUGUCCUAUUUGCAGGCACAAGGUCAACCCUGACGACCACACUACCUUCACAUAUUCAAACAGUUUAAGGAGGCUAGCAAACCAAUCAGGUCUAGGUGAAGAAUCUAACUUAGAGAUCUUUGUCCAGAGAGAGGAAGAUCAUAAUGGUUCAUCAAGAUUCAGUGUUGGAAGCAGCUUUCGGAAAAUGGGAAAGGGUGUCAAGGAAGAAGAAUUGCUCAUCCAAAAAGGAGCAGAAGAUAGUGAUGGUAACCAGAAGGGGUAUCAUAAACACAACCACAUGAUUACUAUAUCUGAUGUUGUGUUCAAGCACAGGUGGAGCAACGUCAGUUCUUCAGACCUCAUGUUUUUGAACUCGGAGAUGCUGAAUGCUACAUCAAGCAACAGAUUCAGCAACUUCGAAUCAAAUGCAGACCUGAUGUCAACCCCAAGAGAGGUGGUAGAAAAUGAUCAUAUUAAGAACAUCAAGGAGGAGAUGGAGAGGAAGAUUUCCUUCGAGAGCAAAGUUAGUGCUCUUAGCAACUUCAAAUCAGUUUCAGAAAAGGAUCCUCCUUUUACAUCAGAUUCUGCAGGAAAAUCAAAUCAUACACCAAAGUAUGCAAACCCAGGUGAGAAAAGGUCAAUGUCAGAAAUCACUGCUGUCUCUAGAUUUGGAGAUUUUGGCACGAAAAUGAGGGUCUUCAAGGAUUCUUCUUCUGUCCAAAACAACCUUAAAGAGGAAAAAAUGAGACAGAUUUGGUUUCCAAUAGCUAAAAGAACAGCUCAAUGGUUUGUGAAUAGAGAAAGAAGGUCUCAGCUAUCUCUGGAUAAACAACUACCAUUAGAUGUAUAACCAAUGCAACCUUUCUGAGGUACACAUGUUUGGUUUCAGUCCUUGUUCAACAACUUCGUAUAGAUGUCAGAUUUUUUGUUGUUGAAUAGUAUACAGUUAAGCAAAGCAGGUACAGAUUCCUUUUUUUCGUUUCAAUCAAUUCUUAUGAUCUGCAUAAAAACUUAAUCUUUCUAUGGCAGAAAAUUUAAGGAGCCCUCGUGAGCAGAGUAAUCGAAACCCUUUUAAACUUAAAAUUGUAUCUUCUUUUUCAACUCAUAAUCAAUUUUCUAUUGAUUUUCAACAAGAAUAAUAGAAGACAGCUUCAUGCCGUUGUGCUCAAUAAUGCUGUGUAUAUGUGUGUCAGCCCUUUAAUUUAAAUAUGUUCAUCUUGGUCAUAUUUUAUAUCCC
Molecule: messenger RNA, 1720 nt
Organism: Vigna umbellata (rice bean)
Lineage: Eukaryota; Viridiplantae; Streptophyta; Magnoliopsida; Fabales; Fabaceae
Product: E3 ubiquitin-protein ligase ATL42
Source: RefSeq, a predicted model, not a curated record